This is a messenger RNA of Octodon degus (degu), 2801 nucleotides long. It is a transcript of the gene Agbl2, whose product is annotated as ATP/GTP binding protein like 2. Gene Ontology annotation, biological process: proteolysis. Gene Ontology annotation, molecular function: metallocarboxypeptidase activity; zinc ion binding. The record is from RefSeq and is a predicted model, not a curated record. The transcript is spliced from 17 exons. Bases 158 to 2734 code for a protein of 858 amino acids. NCBI's taxonomy places the organism in Eukaryota, Metazoa, Chordata, Mammalia, Rodentia, Octodontidae.
GUGAGCUGCCUGGCGUGGGGGCCUCAAGCUCGGUCUCACCCCGACUUCCGAAGCGGAACCUGACCUGCUGCUGCUCCGCGGUGCACUCGCUCGCCCACCGGGCCAGGUUUGCAGCUUCUGCGUCCCUUUUGGAGCUUGGGCACCAUGCGGAGGUAGCAUGUUCCCAGCGUUGACGACGGAGCCCAAGCAGCCCCUGCCCGACCCCUACGAGGACUUCAUGCGCCGUCACCUGCAAUAUUACGGAUACUUCCGAGUGCAGAGUGGUGGCCAGGCCAGUUCCACCUUCCAGCAGCGAGACCAGCAGAGCUCAUGCCACGGAGAGAAGGAGCAUGGGGCCUGCAAGGGCCUUCGAGAGGAGAAGCUGGAGCCUCCGCGGGCACUGGUACCCAGCUCCCCAGCGGUCAGGAGCAGACAGCUCCUCCACGACGGUGACAAGGUGGACAGGGUGGCCCCUCGGCUCCGCAAGCCCCGUGAGCUCUUCCCCAUCUUCUCCAGCUGGGGUCCCGCGCAGGCACCGCGCUGGCCUGUUGAGUGUGAGGUCCUCCAGGACAAGGUCCGGCACAUCGAGUGGAUUCCACCAGAACCAGAAUAUUUCUAUCAGCCAACAGGAAAGGAAAAGGUACCCAAAAUUGUCGGCGAGGAGAGAGGAACAGUUGUCUAUCAGUUACAGUCAGUGCCCACGGAAGAUGCCUGCUUCACCAGCUCCCGGGUAGGUGGCAAGCGCGGGGCCGUCCAGCAGCUCGCUGUGUCCCUGUGUGGCCCAGAAGACGACACGCUGCUCUUUGAGUCGAGGUUUGAGAGUGGCAACUUGCAAAAAGCCGUGAGAGUGGACACCUACGUGUACGAGCUCACCCUGCGCCCCGACCUCUACACGGACCGGCACACGCAGUGGUUUUAUUUCCGCGUGCAGAACACCCGGCGGGGCGUACCCUACCGCUUCACCAUCGUCAACCUGAGCAAGCCGCGGAGCCUGUAUGCGGCGGGGCUGCGGCCGCUGCUGUACUCGCAGCGCGACGCGAGCCGCCACGGGGUCGGGUGGCGCCGGGAGGGCAGCGACAUCCGCUACUUCCGCCGCGGCGCUGGGGGCGAGGGGCGGCCGCGCUUCGCCCUCACCUGGACGGCGCGCUUCCCGCACGACCGCGACACCUGCUUCCUGGCGCACGGCUACCCGUACACCUACUCGGACCUGCAGCGCUACCUGCGCGCCGUGGCCCGCGACCCCGCACGGGCUCGCGUGUGCCGCCUCCGCGCGCUGUGCCGCAGCCUGGCGGGCAACCCCGUGUACCUGCUCACGGUCACCAACCCCGCCGCCCGGCCCCGCCGCGCCGCCGCCAAGCGAGCCGUGGUGCUGAGUGCCAGGGUGCACCCGGGCGAGAGCGGCGGCUCCUGGGUGAUGCGCGGCUUCCUGGACUUCAUCCUGGGCGGCUCCCCUGACGCCCAGCUCCUCCGGGACCUCUUCGUUUUCAAGGUGGUCCCCAUGCUGAACCCCGACGGCGUGAUCGUGGGGAACCACCGGUGCUCGCUGGCCGGCCGGGACCUGAACCGCCACUACAGGACCCUGCUGAAGGACUCCUUCCCCUGCGUCUGGUACACCAGGAACAUGAUCCAAAGACUUCUGGAGGAACGGGAGGUUCUCUUGUAUUGCGACUUCCACGGACACAGCCGCAAGAACAACGUCUUCCUGUACGGCUGUAGCAGCAACGACCCCAGGCACUGGCUGCACGAGCGGGUCUUCCCGCUCAUGCUAAGCAAGAAUGCCCCAGACAAGUUCUCUUUUCACAGUUGCAAUUUUAAAGUCCAGAAGAGCAGAGAGGGCACAGGCCGCGUGGUGAUGUGGCGCAUGGGCAUCCGCAACAGCUACACCCUGGAGUCCACCUUUGGGGGCUCCACGCUGGGCAGUAGAAGAGACACUCACCUCACCACAGAGGACCUUAAGGCUCUGGGACAUCUCUUCUGUGACACCCUCCUGGACUUCUGUGACCCUGACCAAACCAAGUUCACUCAGUGUCUAGCAGAGCUUACAGAGCUUGUAAACCAGGAAAUCCAUAAGAAACUCAAUGAGCUUGGACAAGAUAUGAAUGUAGAAGAAAGUUGGAGGGACAUCCAUUUAUCUGACAUUGAAUCCAGCACCAGUGGUUCGGACAGCUCCCUCUCAGAUGGGCUCCCCGCCCACUUACUGACCAAGGCAGAGGAGGUGAAUCAAAAAAUGAAGAUGCCUGAGAAGAAGAAAAAGAAGCCACUGCAGACCAGACAGCAGCGGAAUGAGCAGUAUCGGAGUGAGCGCUUGACCAAGGAGCUCCAGGCCACAGGAGAGGGUCCUGGAAAAGGCCUGGAUUCCUCUCCCGGAGGGGACCAGAGAGGAGAGGGGCAGGACAAGGUGAGGGCGCACGUCGCCACCACCCUGCAGAAGCAGCCAGCCUUUCCUAAACACCCGGAGAGCUCCAGGUCUUCGGCAGGGACACAGGAGAAUCCAGGACUCCGCCAGGUAACACCGUUGUGUGGUGGAAGAGACAGUGAUGCUGCCCUGGGCCAGCCAGUGCCUCCGCUGAUCCUGCCAAAGGACAAGGAGCGAGGACAACAGGGGCAGAACUCAGGUGCUCCAGACCCCCGCGCCCCCGAGAGCCAUAGCAACGCCAGCCGAGAGCAAGUGCCCAAGCUGCAGCGGAGCCCCAGGAGAGGUGGCAGCCUGGUGGCCUACCCAGCCCUGCACGUGUGCACUUACCCGAGCCCCUAGGUCCCUGCUGCCUUCAGAGUGCGGCAGCAGGGGAGGGGCUCUGGCAGCGCUCUUGGGUGCUCCGCCC